Xyrauchen texanus (razorback sucker) is the source of this 1800-nucleotide messenger RNA. RefSeq names its product heterogeneous nuclear ribonucleoprotein H-like. Gene Ontology annotation, molecular function: RNA binding. Gene Ontology annotation, cellular component: nucleoplasm; ribonucleoprotein complex. Bases 103 to 1326 code for a protein of 407 amino acids. Gene Ontology annotation, biological process: regulation of RNA splicing. Lineage: Eukaryota; Metazoa; Chordata; Actinopteri; Cypriniformes; Catostomidae. The record is from RefSeq and is a predicted model, not a curated record. The transcript has 11 exons.
GUCACGAAUCUGCUCUAAAUGAAAAGUGGAGAAACGUAGCAGCGUGACCACGCCGGGCAGAGAGAAUAUAAAUAAUACCAAGACUGAAAGCAGAUUUAUAUCAUGGCUGAUGAUGAAGGAUUUGUCGUCCGUGUUCGGGGCUUGCCUUGGUCAUGCUCCGUAGAAGAAGUAUCCAGGUUUUUUUCAAGCUGCAAAAUUGGCAACAAUGGAACAGCCAUCCACUUCACAUACACGCGGGAAGGCAGACCGAGUGGAGAAGCUUUCGUGGAGCUCGAGUCAGAAGAAGACCUUAAGAUUGCGGUCAAAAAAGACAGGGAGACAAUGGGGCAUAGAUAUGUAGAAGUAUUCAAAUCAAACAAUGUGGAAAUGGACUGGGUUAUGAAGCACACAGGUCCGAAUUGUCCAGAGACCGAGGGAGAUGGACUGGUCAGACUUCGUGGCCUUCCUUUCGGAUGUAGCAAGGAAGAGAUUGUUCAGUUUUUCUCAGGGUUGGAAAUCGUGCCAAAUGGGAUAACAUUGCCGGUGGACUUCCAGGGGAGGAGUACGGGGGAGGCCUUCGUGCAGUUUGCUUCACAGGAUAUAGCUGAAAAGGCUCUAAAGAAACACAAGGAAAGAAUAGGGCACAGGUAUAUUGAGAUCUUCAAGAGCAGUCGAGCUGAAGUGCGGACACAUUACGAACCCCCACGUAAAGGCAUAGGGAUGCAGAGACCUGGGCCUUAUGAUCGACCCAGCGGUGGAGGCCGGGGCUAUAAUGGAACGAGUCGUGGCGGAUCUUUUGAUCGGGUGCGACGUGGAGGAUACGGUGGAGGAGUGUCAGAUGGGCGUUAUAGUGAUGGUGGUAAUUUUCAGAGUACCACUGGUCAUUGUGUUCACAUGAGGGGUCUUCCAUACCGUGCGUCCGAACCCGACAUUUACAAUUUUUUCUCUCCUCUGAACCCGGUGCGUGUGCACAUUGAGAUUGGACCUGACGGGCGGGUAACUGGCGAGGCCGAUGUGGAAUUUGCAACACAUGAAGAUGCUGUUGCUGCCAUGUCAAAGGACAAAGCAAAUAUGCAGCACCGUUAUGUUGAGUUAUUCUUGAACUCCACAUCAGGUGGCAGUAAUGGUGGCUAUGGAGGACAGAUGAUGGGAGGAAUGGGAAACCAAUCAUCUUAUGGGCAUGGAGGGCAGCAGAUGGGUGGGGGCUACACAGGAGGGUACAGCAGCCAGUCCAACAUGGGAGGCUACAACGACUACAAUAACCAGAGUGGAAUGAGCAACAGCUACUACAGUGGCAGCCGUGGCUCGGUUGGCAUGAAUGGCAUGGGAGGCGGAUGGGGCAUGUAGAUGCAUCUGAGUGCUGCUGACACAAAGAAAGGAUACAUGUUUUAUUCUUGGUGGAAUUUGUAGGAAGAACCAGAUUUAUUCCUAGCCCACCUGUAUUCUGAAACUCACCACUGGAAUCAGUGUUAUGUUUUCUGUGUUUCCUCUGAGUUGAAGCAUCUGCAGUAGAGCUCAAGUCCUUGCGGUUGCUGUCUAACCCAUUAGUCAUGAUUGUGCUUGUGAAUAUCCUCCAAACAUGUCGGUCACUUCAGAGACUGUAGAACACCAGCCUCAUGUGGCAUAAGGGGGUGCUUCAACUCCACUUUUUAUAAUGUGGAAGAAAGCUUGUUGAAACUGCUUUUUAAAAAUAAACUGGAAGAUGUUUUUUUCUUGUGGCUACCUUACACAUAUUAAUUCUCAUUAUUGUAGAUGUCUAAAUCCCCUAGAUUGGUCUGUCUUUGAUUUUGCAUAUGUAUGGUCAAUAAAUGGUCAUGAAUG